Messenger RNA from Gastrolobium bilobum, 590 nucleotides. RefSeq lists its product as uncharacterized. The record is from RefSeq and is a predicted model, not a curated record. Bases 57 to 590 code for a protein of 177 amino acids. Lineage: Eukaryota; Viridiplantae; Streptophyta; Magnoliopsida; Fabales; Fabaceae. The transcript has a single exon. Gene Ontology annotation, biological process: defense response.
UAGAUACAUUCAUUGUUAUAUACACACACAUAUCUUUGUAUACAACAUUUUCUUCUAUGGGGUUAAGCACACGCACGGUAGAGAUCACGGUUAUAUCAGGUGAAAACCUUAAUGUGAAGGAGGACGCAUACGUCGUCGUUCGAGCCGAGUCCAUAAACUUUUGCACCACGAAAAUGGCCAAAGAUAGUGGCAGCAACAACUCAAGUUUCCUUUCUUGGAACGAAAAAAUGUUAUUGGACAUGCCGGUGCAUGCAAGGUCCAUCACUUUCGAAGUGCAAUGCAAGAAGUCCAACGGGGCUCGACCCGUUGGUGUGGCCAGAAUUGCGGUUUCGGAUUUUCUCGGCGGCUGCGGUAGUGUGCCGGAAAAUUGCAUGCAGGUGUUGAGUUAUAGGUUAAGGGACUGGGAAGGGAAGCGAAGUGGGGUUAUUCAUUUCGCUGUAAGGGUGCCAACGUCGGAGGAAUACUUAAUUUCCACGGAGGAACCGGUUAAGAAAACGGAUCGGUUCACCGGAAUCCAUGUCGGUGACAAGAACUCUAGUGGAGAUGCUACGGGUGUUCCAUUUUGGUGGAACUACCCUAACAUUAUUUGA